This is a messenger RNA of Larimichthys crocea (large yellow croaker), 876 nucleotides long. RefSeq lists its product as uncharacterized. Bases 112 to 780 code for a protein of 222 amino acids. The record is from RefSeq and is a predicted model, not a curated record. NCBI's taxonomy places the organism in Eukaryota, Metazoa, Chordata, Actinopteri, Sciaenidae. The transcript has 4 exons.
UUUUGUCCUCCCUAUCCUGCUGGUGAGACCCAGGGCAGCCUUGAACUGGAAAGACUGGCAUUGAUAUCUGAGGUCAAGAAGAGACAUAAUGAUAAAGUUGUCAAAGAAAAGAUGGCUAAGACCUUCGCAUACAGAAGGCAGGAGGUUGUCAGAGACAAGCCCAUGAUCGCAGGGUUCAAGAUCAGAUGGCCAGGACUGUUCACUGUGACAGAGGUGGAAGCAGAAUUUGUGAGGAUCACUACUUGUCCCCUUGUCUCCAAGUUCCACGCACAACUUGACCAACACACUAGUCAGCUCAUCAAAGUGUUCAAGAAGAAAGGAGGCUCUGCAGGGACCAACAUCAGCAGGAUCUUGGCCCCAAUCACACAGAAUGAAACGGUUGAAAAGAGGAGGGAGUGCAUCCUCAGGGCACUUUGUAUCUACCUAAAUGAAGACCCGAACAUCCUCUUCAAAGAAUACCUGGACACCGAUGGUGCUGCUGCCCAGAGGGAGAUUGAGCAACUUACCCUUGGCAUCUACAGCAUCAAAGUCGAUGGAGGUGAUGUCACCACUCUACCAGCUGAUGUUGGGAUAGUUAUCGAAGGUGUUGAAGUUCUACAGGACCUGAGAGAUGUGGCCUCUGCAUGUGCACUCUUAAUGGGGGUAAUAUAUGCAAUGAACCUGAGUUAUCCUAAGGAACUGAAGACCUUCUUUGAAGUGCUUCAAAAGCUACUCCUGCAGCUGGAUGCUGGUAGAUUGUCAACCAAGGUACAAAUGCUCAAGAACAAAUUGUAUGCUUGAACCAACUGUUUGAUAACCAGUUCAGAACUCCUUGUAGUGGCCGCAACACGAGCUGACAUGUUUGUGAAAAUGUUCAUUUGAAUCAUAUUUUUUUUU